Messenger RNA from Onthophagus taurus, 1064 nucleotides. RefSeq names its product SAP30-binding protein. Gene Ontology annotation, cellular component: nucleus. Lineage: Eukaryota; Metazoa; Arthropoda; Insecta; Coleoptera; Scarabaeidae. The record is from RefSeq and is a predicted model, not a curated record. Gene Ontology annotation, biological process: regulation of DNA-templated transcription.
CAAAUUUUUUAUCUCUGUCAAACGUGAACUUUUAAUCUCUAGCUCAAAACAAUUAUUUUGCGAAGAAAAACGGUAAUUUAUAACUAAAAAGAUCAUUAAAACAUAAAAUUUGAUUAAAACUUCCUAUUUAUAUUAACAUAAAUACUUUAAUACAAUGUCACAAAGUAUGGCUUUGGCUUCUUUAACAGCUACAUAUACAGAUUCAGAAGGUGAAGAUGAAGCAAACGAUGAUAACGAAAACACUGGUUCGGUAACAGUUCAUUCUAAUUCACCCGAUACUAAAUCAACCCCCACAUCUCGUCCUGGAUCACCUGUGCAGGCGAAAAUAACUAGUAAAGUUUCUAGAUUGGUAUCUUAUCAUGAUGACACAAUUGUUUCGGAUGAUGAUGCUGAACCGAAUACAGAAAGGGAACCUGAAACGAUGGUAAUUAUCGAAAACGAAACUCCUCCCAUAGUCGAAACAGAAACUAUAGAUGAAGAAGGUGUUAAUAUUCCACCUGAACCACCCGGACAUUGUUCUGCUGAGAUACAAGAAAAAAUUUUAAGGUUACACGAUAGAAUGCAAAGUGAGGGAUUGGACAUGAAUAUGAUUAUACAGCAAAAAAAGAAUUUUAGAAAUCCUAGUAUUUAUGAAAAAUUAAUUCAAUUUUGUUCAAUAAACGAAUUAGGAACUAAUUAUCCCCCGGUUAUUUAUGACCCAUCGAAAUGGAGCAAAGAAAGUUAUUAUGAAGAAUUAUCAAAAGUACAAAAAACCGAGAUGGAAAAACGCGAAAAAGAAAGAAAAACUAAAGUGGAAGUCGUUUCGGGAACGAAAAAGCAAGAAGAAGAAGCUAAAAAGCGAAAGAGCAAAUGGGACCAACCUGGUGGAAAUUCUAUUAAUUCACACAUAAAACCUGCCGGAUUAGUUCAACCUUCCUUGACAAACACUGCAACAGGCACUAAAGCAACUGUAAUAUCAGCUUUCGGAUCUUUACCUAAAAAACCUAGAGCAUAAUUUUUUAAUUAAUUAUCUUUUCCUCAUUUUUUUUUUAAUUAAGAUGUAAAUAAGUUGAUGUAAAAUUAUA